AUUACUUGCCAACCCCCACCUUUUAUAAGGGUUUAUGAAGUAUAUGUGGCUGAAAGGCAACGAUUACACCGACCUUUAUCCAAUCUGGGCAUGUCAGGGUUAACCUGACAGGGUAUUCAGUAAAAAUAUAAAUCACCACAUAAUAUACAGAGGGGGCAAUUGAUGUUGAGUUGCUUGUGCUGAAUAUCACCGUGUUGUGCGUUGCCGUUUCCCACAGCUCCAUGAUGAAUCUGGGUCAAUGUUUUAGACUUGCAGCUUCACCAGCUCUUCACCUCUCUCUUUCUUUCUCUCUCUCUUCCUUCAUUUUUGAAACCCUCCCUGCAGCCACUUUUCACCCUGAGGAGCGGCCAAGAGGGCACAAGAGUGGAGAGUGGCCAUCGCUGGUGGAAUCCAUGCUCCAACAAGGAGUUAAAGCUUGCCCAUAAAAAAAGCCCUGGUGAAAGGAGGCACCUGCUAGACCAGUAACGUUAGCGAUGGGAUGAACCAGAUGAUUCUGCUUCAAUCAAAUUUAAACAAGAUCUUUGAAGGGAUGAAUAAUUGCUAGAAAAUCUUUGCAUACUGAGAAGUCCCUCAAUCCUUCAGUGCAAGAACCCAAGGGAUCACUAUCGUAACAACUCUACGACCACAGGCAGCAAGGCAUUGAACAUCAUUGAACAAAUGUUUGAAACAGAUUUCGCGGUUUGAGAACGGCCUACAAAGAAUAAUAUUUUCUCACAAAAAAAGCAACACAUAUUUCCCUUUGUGCAGCACACAUCAAAUUAAAUGACUGGGUUUUGUAAUAAAUUCAUUGUCAGCUUCCUGUGCUGUAUACGAGUUGGCCAGUGCUUAUCGUUGCUGCACAUACAACAGGAACUCCAGCUGCACCUUCCUUAACUGUACAACCACUGAGGGAACAGGGGGACAGGAAUUAAUACAGGGCACAACAUUAUAUAGAAAGAAUCAGACUGCUUUUGUGUGAGAGACUCGAGACCAUUUGGCUAUAAAGAUGUGUAGCUUAAUUUCUGCACCAAUCCAAACAUCGGUUGUUGAAGAGUUCUGGUUUUGUUCUGUGCUGGUACACUUCCACCCUGGAACCAAGGCUCUCUGUUGAGAGAGUUAAGAGAUCCCUGCUUUCAGCCUACUCGGCAUCUCUGAGCAGAAGCAAAAGCCAUUGCCAUAGGAACCUGCAGGAAACAAUGGACGGGGACCAGCUUUGUAGGACGAAGGAGAAGGUGUUGAACUUUCCUGGUAUUGGGAAUUGUGCUCCGGGCUCUCUUCAAGAACAGCACAGUUACAAAAAUGGUUUGUUGGGUUUGUGUCUGCGCCCACAGGUGACUGACGAUGCAUGCAAUGGGAAAACAAUGCUGAAAUCUAUACCAAUUUCUACUUUGAAACACAAUGGGCUUCUACAAUCUCUUACAGCUGGAGGGGGUGAGCGGACACAUGAUGCAGAGGUGACUCUGAAGAUGUUGCAGGCAGAGGCAGAAUGGGAAGCUUUGGAAACAGCACAAAGAGAAUUACCAUUGGAGGAACGGGAAGGUCCGACUGACGCCACAGGAUGCACUCUGCUCAUCUCCUUUAACGAGGCUCUUCAGCAUUUUCAAACAGCGGAUCUCUACGAGUACAGGAAGAACAUCCAGCCAAUUGUACGUAGGACCGGGUUUUCUGCCAUCACCCAUUUUCUUUUUGGUCCUCCACGGUUGCACAAGGAGUUACAGGAAGAACGGGAUCUGGUAUUUGCCAUUGCCCAGUGUUCCCUGGACAACAAUCAGAAAGUUCACAUUCGAGUUUUGCAGACAAUUUACAAAAAACUGACGGGGGCAAAAUUUGACUCUGCAAGAUAUGGCACACACUGGGAACAACUAGGAUUUCAAGGUGAAGAUCCAGGGACUGACCUGCGUGGGACCGGGUUCCUUGGCCUGAUGCACACUUUAUAUAUGGUGAUGGACCUGCAGACUCUACCUUUGGCUCGUGACAUCUACAAACUGUCACACCAUCCGACACAAAAUUUCCCUUUCUGUCUGAUGUCCAUUAAUAUCACCAGAAUCGCUAUCCAGGCUCUGAGGGAAGAAUGUCUAUCCAAAGAAUGUAAUCGAAGACAGCAAGUGAUUGCAGUCCUGAAUGAUUUCUACGUGGCAGCAUUCCUGCAUCUUUAUCAGAUUUGGAAAACACAGCACAAAACCAUCAGUGAUUCAGGAUUUGUUCUUAAAGAGGUUGAAACGUUUGCCAAAAAGAAUCCAAAGCAACUGCUGAAAAAGUUGGAAACAUACUUGAUGGAGCGUCAGAAUGGGAUGGUCCUACUCACGGACAAAGUGUCCCUCAGUGCUAACCACGCUGGGAUGAGGCUAAAACCCACGUCGGCUGCAAACACCAAAGAGAUUAAUUUUAUGGGCGUGUGUGAGCUGGAGCCAGAGCCAGAGUCUGAGGGUGAGGUGCGGCUAAUCUGAAACUAGGUGUGAGUGAUUGGGAAAGAUAAUCGGCAUCACCACAUGGCAGGGAUGUGACAUCUGAAGGUUUCACGACUAUGGCAUGCACUACUCAUGUACUGGACAUUAUGCAAUGCUGGCAUUAAACAUACACAACAACGUAA
Molecule: messenger RNA, 2569 nt
Organism: Amblyraja radiata (thorny skate)
Lineage: Eukaryota; Metazoa; Chordata; Chondrichthyes; Rajiformes; Rajidae
Gene: elmod3
Product: ELMO/CED-12 domain containing 3
Exons: 14
Coding region: 1176-2426 (416 amino acids)
Source: RefSeq, a predicted model, not a curated record